AUGGCUUCAGAGCUUUCCUCAAACUGGAAGAAGUUGCAAGCCAAGAUCAAAGCCGAGCCCACGACAACUACUUCAACCCCGAAGAAAAGACCUGCGCCAGACAGCAUAGAGACCAAAGCAACUCAGUCAAAACGGCCUCGAACAGGACAGAAAUCACAAGGGGCGCCAAGGAGACCGGCGCGAACAGGCAAGCCCGGCAGCCCAACUGCGCCGCCGCCGCCUAAAGCUUCCAGCAACAAGAUGGGCAUAUCCCAGUCCUCACAGCCCGUCCCGGAUGUCGUGAAAACCAGCCACAAGCUCACGCCUUCCCUCGCACUUUGGGCCGCAGACAACGACAUCUCUCCUGAGGAUAUCGCGCAAGCAUACGGUCUUGGCACCGGGCCGUCCAAGUCGCUCCUCUCCUCCUCCUCGUCACUGAAGAGCGCUACUGAGUGUCGCCCGAACGCCGGCCUGACUCCCGACCUGGAGGUGGGGAAGUAUGUCGGGAUGGACUGCGAGAUGGUGGGCGUGGGAGACGGCGGCCGCGAGUCCGCGCUGGCCCGCGUGAGCAUCGUCGACUUCCACGGGCGGCAGGUCUACGACUCGUUCGUCCGACCCAAGGAGCGCGUCGCAGACUGGCGGACAGCCGUCAGCGGCGUGUCGGCCAAGGACAUGCCAUCUGCGCGGACCUUUGAAGAAGUCCAAUCGCAGGUGGCCGAGCUGAUCAAGGGAAGGAUCGUGGUGGGCCACGACCUGCGGCACGACAUGCAGGCGUUGAUGCUGGACCACCCGCUCAAGCUGGUGAGAGACACGGCGCGAUACUCGGGGUUCAAGAAGUACGGACACGGUCGGAAGCCUGCCCUGAGGAACCUCGCCAGGGAGAUCCUGGGCGUCGAGAUCCAAAAGGGACAGCACUCAAGUAUCGAAGAUGCCCGAGUCGCUAUGCUGCUUUUCAGGAGGUUCAAGCCAGCGUUUGAUGUCGAACACGCGAACCGGUUCCCAGACACUGUCCCUCAGUCUUCAAAACCGAGGUCCAGUGGCAAAUCCAAGAAGAAGAAGCACCGCUAG
Molecule: messenger RNA, 1047 nt
Organism: Thyridium curvatum
Lineage: Eukaryota; Fungi; Ascomycota; Sordariomycetes; Thyridiales; Thyridiaceae
Exons: 1
Coding region: 1-1047 (348 amino acids)
Biological process (GO): rRNA processing; ribosomal large subunit assembly
Cellular component (GO): nucleus
Molecular function (GO): nucleic acid binding; 3'-5' exonuclease activity
Source: RefSeq, a predicted model, not a curated record